Messenger RNA from Adineta steineri, 789 nucleotides. Lineage: Eukaryota; Metazoa; Rotifera; Eurotatoria; Adinetida; Adinetidae. The record is from the annotation of a GenBank genome assembly.
AUGAUUGAUGUUGCUUCAAGUCAACCAAAAAAAAUCUUAGAACCUUCACUUAUUGCUGAAGCAUCAUUAAAUAUGUUAUCCUGUCUAUUUUAUGAUACUCCGAAGAAUUUAAAAAUUCCUAAACCAUCGAAAUUCGAUAGAUGUUUAUUACUUGGAUAUGGAUCAAUUGGACAAGCAAUAGCUUAUGCUCUAACACAUAAGGGAGAUUUAGGAAUGUUUGCAAAAGAUUCUGUUAAAAUAUCAGACAUAGAUUUAGAUAAACAAAAAUUAGCAGAAAAUGAUGGAUUUCAAUUAUUUGAUCAAUGGAAUAGUAAAGAUGAAUUUAAUUAUAUAAUUGCUUGUGCUGGUCGUUGUUCAUUUCCAAUAUCAUGUUUAUCUUUAGUACGUAAUAAUUCUUAUUUAAUAAGUGUAUCAUCUGCAGCUAUUGAAUUUCCAUUUAAUGAAAUGAUUCAAUAUGCAUUAUUAAAUAAUGAUAUUAAAAUAAAUCUAUCGAAUACAAAAAUCAAUCGAUUAGAUGAUAAAAAUAUACAUCAAAAUAUAACAUUUACAAUUGAAAAUAAUAAAUCGUUAACAGUUGUUAAUGGUGGAAUGCCGAUUACAUUUUUAGGAAUUUUAAAUCCAGCAAUACCAGAAAAAUUUGAUAUUACAAUUAGUUUAAUGAUUGCAGCAAGUAUUCAAGCAACAUUUACAAAACAAGAAAAGAAUCAACAAAAUCGAAUUAUACCACUUGAUUCGAAUUAUUCGAAAUUUAUUUUUAAUUGGUUUAAGAAUAAUAAACAUAAUACUUAG